AUGACUUUAAACCAGGAAGGUACUUCUAUCUAUAAUUUGUCUCACCAUAUUCCGACAGAUACAAUUACUAUUCCCUCUGUUGCAACUAUAUCAGCUACCAACACGAUCACUGACAAGAAGAAAAGUAUGACUAAAACAAUUAUUAACAUCGGUGGAAGAUCCUCUAAGUUAGCAGUAAUACAAUCUGAAUCAGUUAAGCACUUGAUCGAAUCAAAUACAGAUAACCAAUAUCAAUGCAAUAUUAUUUCUAAAAAAACCCUAGGUGAUCAAAUCCAAUUUAAACCAUUGUAUUCCUUUGGUGGCAAGUCUCUAUGGACAAAAGAGUUGGAGGACUUAUUAUAUUGCGGUAAGGAGUCGAAUCUUGACCAUUCAUAUUGCAUCGACAUAAUUGUUCAUUCCUUAAAAGAUAUGCCUACUAAUCUGCCUGAUAAUUUUGAAUUAGGUUGUAUUGUGAGAAGAAUCGACCCCACUGACUGUCUUGUCUUCCCACAAAACUCUAUAUAUAAAACUUGGGAUGAUUUACCUAAUGAUGCUGUGGUUGGAACAAGUUCGAUUAGACGUUCGGCUCAAUUGAAAAGAUUGUUCCCGAACUGGAGAUUCAAGAACAUUAGAGGUAAUAUACAAACAAGAUUAAGUAAAUUAGACAGUUUACCAGCUAAUCCAAAUGAGAGACAUGAAUUUGACGCUAUUGUACUAGCUUCUGCCGGUCUUAUCCGUUUAAAUUUACAAAAUAGAAUAUCUCAAAGGUUACCUACAUAUCAUGCUGUUGGUCAAGGUGCUUUAGGUGUUGAGAUAAGGAAAAAUGACCAAAGAAUUAAAUCAAUUUUAAAAACUAUAGAAGACAUAGAGUCUACUGUCUGUUGUCUAGCGGAAAGAUCUCUUCUACGUACUAUGGAAGGUGGUUGUUCUGUACCUAUUGGGGUGACAUCUUCUUAUAAUGCUGAGCAGAAAGAAUUAACUUUAAAUUGUAUUGUUAUUGACUGUGAUGGUGUUGACUUUGUGGAAGAUUCAAUGACUGUGCAUAUUCAUGACAUGUAUAAUGAUUCAAUUAAAUGUGGUAAAGAUUUAGCCACUAAGAUGAUGAAUAAUGGUGCUAGAGAAAUUUUGGAGACGAUCAAUGCAUCUAGAUAUUUGUAA
This is a messenger RNA of Arxiozyma heterogenica, 1137 nucleotides long. RefSeq names its product hydroxymethylbilane synthase (gene HEM3). Bases 1 to 1137 code for a protein of 378 amino acids. NCBI's taxonomy places the organism in Eukaryota, Fungi, Ascomycota, Saccharomycetes, Saccharomycetales, Saccharomycetaceae. Gene Ontology annotation, biological process: heme biosynthetic process. Gene Ontology annotation, cellular component: cytoplasm. The transcript has a single exon. Gene Ontology annotation, molecular function: hydroxymethylbilane synthase activity. The record is from RefSeq and is a predicted model, not a curated record.